Messenger RNA from Protopolystoma xenopodis, 591 nucleotides. The record is from the annotation of a GenBank genome assembly. NCBI's taxonomy places the organism in Eukaryota, Metazoa, Platyhelminthes, Monogenea, Polystomatidea, Polystomatidae.
CAUUUCGGUCACAGUCGCCUUCCGGUCUGCGGUCUGACCUCGUUUUAUCCACUUGACCGUGCUAUCGGGGCAACCUAUUUGGACACACCUUUUCCGAAGCCCUCUGCUAUAGAAGUUAGCAUAAUUCCCAGCGCCCGAUCAUGGACUUGGUACAUUCGCAAACUCUUCUCCGGCAUCGUCAGUGAGUCUUGCCAUUCUCAGCACCAAACUACAACGCAUCAGCGACAAUGGGGUCUAACAUUCCUUAGAAACUGUUGUGCUAUCACUCCUCCAUCUACUCCCUAUCCUCUUGUCUCACUCUUGUCGAUCGCAACUUCUGACUUGUUUAUAUUCCAAUCCUCAAGAGGCGAGUUUACCGUGGCGUCAUCACAUCUGCUGUCUGCCCCUUCGAGUGGCUCAUCCGACUCGAGUCUCGUGUCCGGAUCUGCCUCAUGGGCCAGUAGAUCCAUUUCUUAUCUUUCAGGUUGUCCGAUUUCACUCAGUUCCAGACCUAAUGUACGUUUUACUUCGGGUGCUAGUUCUAAAGCCUUCUGUAGCAUGUAUAAUGUCGCCCCAGCUGAAGAGCGCCUAUGCUCGGAUUCCCAUUCUUAA